Molecule: messenger RNA, 8767 nt
Organism: Cladocopium goreaui
Lineage: Eukaryota; Dinophyceae; Suessiales; Symbiodiniaceae
Source: the annotation of a GenBank genome assembly
GGCCCUUGAACCAUAUUUCCUUUGUGACACGCGCCGCCGACUGUGUGAAAAUGGCAGCGUGUGCCUGCAUUUGAGCCUUUGUGAGUUGGCACCGGCCCAGCUCACUCUCGUAGGAGACGGCGUCGACGAGGCCAAGGUCCACCUUCUUCUGCAGAUGGCUGGAGCGAACGUGGAGAAGAAGAAACAGCUACCUUUGAUCCUUCAGUUGAUCCAGAUGUCCGAGUCGAGUGUUUGGGACAUGAGAAAUGGACCGGAUAAGGGAGUACGAUGGAAGUCAGGAGCACCACCUCUGCCCCCGGUUUGGAAGUAUGAUACAACAGACUUGAGGGCAUACACAAAGUAUACCAAGAAGGUCAGGAUUUGGGAACUUCAAAUGGCACCAUAUGCAUGUAAGGCUGAUCAGGCGCUGAUGCUUUACAAUUCACUCACUGGCGAGGCAGAACAGGAGUUGGAGCAUGUGUCAAUUGAAGAUUUGUAUACAGAUUCUGGCAUAGAUACAAUUCUCAACAUGCUGAAAUCCCCCAUGGAGCAGAAGAUGAUUUAUCAGAAACGGAAAUUUCUGCACGAAUUCGAGAACAUGAGACGUUAUGCAGGUGAGAAUAUGAGGGCAUUCAUCAACCGUUUCAGACGUUCUCAACGCAAUUUGAAGUCUGUGGGAAUUGAUAUCUCUGGAACAUACGAUACAGAAAGUUUGGGUGCAAGACUCCUUGACCGCAGUGGUCUUACUGCGGAACAGCAACGGAUGAUUUUGGUUGGUAAGGGUUAUGGAACACCUCGCAAAGCCUGGUUUACCGAAACAGCAGACACAUCGCCUCAGGACGAUGACGAGCAAGAGCUUGAAGCGAUUGAGGAGGAAGCAGAUGAGCCCAAUGACAAUGAAGAGCACGGCGAUGACGCCGACAAUGACGAUGAUGAUGAUCCAUCCAGCAGCCUUGCAGACCUUGCAGAAGUUCUCACUGUCACCGCGAAAAAGAUCAGCGGUUUGACUCUGGCUCGGGGAUGGAGUAAGCCCAAAACUGGAAACCCCAAAGACAAAUCACGCUCAGUUGAAGACACCAAGAAGGUGACACACUGCACAGCAUGUGGGGCCCGUGGACAUUGGUACCAAGACCCAGAAUGUCCUAUGAAUGCUAAGAAGUUCAACAAGUCGGCUUCCACAUCUCAGGGUUCUUCACCACAACCUUCCACUUCAUACAACAUGACUAAGAAUGACAAGGGCAAGGGCAAGCAGCAUGCAGUUCGUUUUAUUCACCAUGAUCAUGGUUCCAUGGAUAUUGUAGAUGCCCCCAAUGAGUAUGGUGAAGCAUUCGAUACCUUUGUCGCGUCCCAGGUUUCAAAAGUGCCACAUCAGAUCAACGAGAUCAAGUUUGCUGGCGCCGAGCAAUUUGCAGGGUUCUUAGUCAUUGACAGCAGAUGUCAGAGGACCUGUUGUGGGAAGAAAUGGUUUGACUCACAUGUUUUGAAGUUGCAAUCAUUUGGAAUGGCACCAUAUUGUUUUGCGGCCAACGACAUGUUUCAGUUUGGAAAAGGGCAACCAUCAACAUCAACUACAAGAGCGUAUUUACCCACUGGUAUCAACGGUUUUUCAAUGAUUCUUGGAGCAUCAAUUUUGGAAGAGAAUAUUCCUUUGCUGGGUUCAAAUUCAUUGAUGACACGUUUGGGAGCAAUUUUGGAUUUUGGAGCAGAUUGGAUCACAUUUGAAGCAAUUGGUAUUCAUGCAAAAGUUCAUCGUAUUGCAGGGCAUUUAGCAGUGAGUAUUUUGGAUUUUCAUGAUCAGCAGGUUUCAGUCAACCCAAUUUGGCAAGAGCUUGCAGCCGAUGAAUAUUGGCAUGAUCCUGAUCCAGAGCUUCUUUUGUCAAGUGCCCAACCGGAGCUUCAACAUGUACCGCUCUCCACCGACAUGGUUGGCAGCAUGGAGAAGCAUCGCCAUGGCACUCAUUGCAUUCCCCAAGAACCUCAUCUACCAGAUCAUGACCGCGAUCAAGUUCAAGAUUCUUCCAAGGAGUGUUUUGCAAGCACUUCCACCAGUGCUGACAAUGCCCGACAAGAUGGAUCCCACAACAUGCAAGCACGACUACACACGCAGGUACGGCAACACCCACGGGAGUUUCGCCAAGUGCCAGCAGUGCAACCAGGUCUUCAAGUGGAACAACAGCACAGGCCUGUGGGACCAUCAUGGGUCAAGAGGACACUCGUUGCCCUCGCGACAAUUGCCACCACCAUCUUCGGAGACAAUAUCAGUGCCAGCAGCCAAGCCAAAGAUCCGUCCUUCAUCUUCAGCCAGGACUUCCCCGACCUCGCACCGGAGGGAGUUCCCAGAUCCCUUUCCACCGGGUCAACGACUUCCAGAACCAUACCAAUGGACCAACCCCCGGAUACGAUGUUCCAAGCUCCUCAUCUGACCGACGAGCAGCAGAUGGAAGUCUUCAACAUCGUCAACCAAGAGGAUCCAAGAAUGGCGGAGGCGACCACCUGGGAGCAACAAGCGUUUCUCAACGAGGACGUCUUCCAGGAGGCCAGGGACGAGAUUGCAAGGAGAUCCGACCAGCGAGUUCUACGACUGGUCGUCAGUGGGCUGAAGAAGGGCACUGAGAAACAACUUCGAGGACAAUGGCAACGUUCAGCGAAGCUUCUCAACAAUGAGAUUCAGAUCUGCAACGUCAAGCACAAGCCCCGGCCACCAGGAGCUGCAGAUCUAUGGGAACUCUUUGCUGGAGAAGCCACAUGUUCCCGGCUGGCCCACCAAUACCAGCUCAAUGCACUACAGCCCUUUGACCUGAUCUACGGCCAAGAUUUCAUGGAUGAUCAGAUCAAGAACAAGACCUUUCGAGCACUCAAGCGACAUCAGCCCCACCUACUGAUGGUCGAGUUGGAGUGCACCCGCUACAAUCUCUUCAACAAGAAUAUGAAUUACGCCUAUCGCUUGGACGAAUGGCAGAUGCGUCAACAAGAGCACCAGCCGCUCUUGGACCUUGGAGUGGACGCAGCAUUGAUCCAGUACCAAGCAGGCAGAUUCUUUCUUCUCGAGAACCCCCUGAGGUCGGAGGUCUGGUCCAAGCCUAGGGUAGAAGAGCUUCGACGUCUACCAGGAGUUUGGGAAGUGGUUGUGGACUUGGGAGCAUUUGGAGCAACCAACAAUGAUGGUGAACCAAUCCAAAAGCCAGUCAUGUUUGUUGGCAACAUGCCCGGUUUGGACGUGGUGCUACAUCAACGACUCUCUCAAGAUGAAAAAGCCCUUUGCGUCCCAGUUCAAGGCAAACACACCAGAAACUCCCAGAUAUACCCAGAACGACUUUGCAGAACCAUCCUGAAGGAGCUGCGGAACUAUGUCCGACAGCAAGACCCAGACAGGUUUUGCACUUCUUCAACAGCACCCCAUGUUGCACUACCAGUUCAGCAGCCAACUGCCGACCUCAGCCAAUGGGAUGAAGUUGUGACGGCAGUGGACACGGCCUUUCAGAACACUUCCAAGAGGCCAUACUACAUCAUGCCCGACAGCCCUCAAGGCAAGAUGAUCCAGGAUUUGCUGCGACUGAAUGCUACGCGCAUCCAGGUAGUGUCAACACCAACAACCAGAAGAUUGCCUGUCCAGUUCUUUGACUAUGUGGUCAGAGCCACCUUCAUCCUCUACAAUGAUGACUCUCGUGCGGUGGAGGUGGAGAAGUUGGACGAGAUGCAGUUUCCUCGACAGCGCUUCACCAAACCUGUCAGGAUUGGCAUCUUCGUUUAUGGUCAUCCUCGACCUGAGCCUGGACUUGAGCAACAUGAAGAACAACCUCAACAUGUACCUGCAAUUAUGCCAGGUCUUCCAACCGACAUCGACUUCCCUGGCGUCUCAGCUGGCAUCACUCAGGAGGUGAGAUCAGCAGUUGCCAGAUUACAUCUCAACAUGGGACAUCCGUCCAAAGAGGAGUUGUGUCGAAUGAUGGCACAGCAAGGGAGCAUUCCAGAUGCAGCAUUUGAAUGUUUUCAUCAAGCUGCACUACUGCCAGAUCGGAAUGCCUCCACAACCUUUGAGACGUUUGAACAAAUGUGGCUGAAGCCAUAUGGACUCCCCUUGCGAGUCACGUGCGAUCCCGACACAUCAUUCAAGGGUGACUUCCAACUUCGUUUACAAGCACUUGGAGUCAGUGUGGAACAUUGUCCACCCGAAGCCCACUAUGUGAUUGGAGCUGUGGAACGUCGGAACGCAGUGUUCCGUUUGAUUCUUGAGAAGCUCGUCGACCAGUUUGGAGCUCAGGAAGUGGACCAAUGCCCCACUUUGAUCAUGGCAGCCUGCCAUGCCUUGAACUCAGGGAUCCGCACUCAUGGCCGAUCAGCAUACCAAGCAGUUUUUGGUCGUGAACCACGUUUGCCAGAUUCAGUUUUCAAUGAUCCAAUGACUUUAUCAUCCUCAACGCCCAUUGCCCAGAUGGAAAACUAUGACCCUACCUUCAAGGCCGAGGUCAUUAGAGCAGAGGCACUCAAAACUCUCCAUGACCUGGACACCAGCCAGCACCUGAGGAGAGCUCUCUUGCGAAAGACGAGAGCAACUAGGGUGGCCGAUUUGCUCCCUGGGCAGAAGUGUGCGUUCUGGAGGUGGCAAAGACGUGGACCCAAGAAGAGAGGUUCAUGGAUCAUUGGACGGUUCCUUUCUUGGGAUCCCUCCUACGUUGGCAAACAAGCAUGGAUCCGAACAGGUUCUACAACAACUUUGGUGACCGCCGAGCAACUCAGAGCAGCCUUUGGCUUUGAGCAGUGGUCACCCGAUGAACAAGAUGUUCAAGCCCUUAAAGACGCAUCGAGUAGCUUCAACAAGCAGAUCAUGGAUGAACGUGGACCACAACCCACAGAACAAGAGCUUCAUCCACUACCAGAAGAUCAAGAACUUCAAGCUCUCGAUGACCCUUACCCAAUGACACCAGCUAUGAUGGUUCCAGCGACCCCUGAACCACAAGCUGGACAACCUCCACAACAACCUGAAGAGCUACCACCGCCACAGCGACAGCCUCAGACACCCUCUCAAAGAGGACGUGCCAUGUCCGAGCAGCCACAGCAGAAUGUACAGGCACCUUUACAGGAUCAACAUGAUCCAGCACAACGGAGCCAACAUGGCUCAGCACAGCAGUCUCUUGAACAACAAGAGCAACACGGUGCUGCCCAGCAGCAACCAAGCACACCGGCGGCAUCAACAGGAACACAAGCACAGUCUCACACCGGCAUUUUGCCACCUGUCCCUACCGUGGACGCAGACACACAGGCAUCAGCAUCAUCACAGCAGCAGCAGCAUGGUAUCCCCUUCCAUGACGAUACCAGCCUUGGCAUUCAGCAACCAUUCAUCGACCCCACAGAGGUGAUUGCGAUUGCCGAUGACGAUGAGCCACAGCCACCACCAACAAAGCAGCCAAGAACACAACAUACCUUGAUGGUCAAGUUAUCCAACGUGGUGAUGUACGUCGACUGCGAUGGCAACAUCAAACGUCUCCGACGACCACAGGAUCCAACAACUUGGCAAUGCUUUGGCUCAAAGUCAAAUACAUGCUACAAGGCCUACCUUACGACAGAACAGAGAAAAGAGGACGUGAAAACUUUGGGAAAGGAUCCACAAGAUCCUGAUACAUCAGACGACUCAGACGAGUCAGAAGCUGAAGUCCCAAAGACCACUACCAGCAGAACACCAUCCUCUUCAAUGACCGCACCACUUUACAAACAGGGACUGACCAGACAAGAGCUCAAAGCGAUGGACCGAGAGAUUCCUUGGCGCUCCAUCUUGUCUAUGCCAGAGCCCUAUGUGGAAAAGUUCAUUGAGGAGAUGAGAAAACGCAUCAUCCCAGCUCGUGCGUGUUAUCGCGACAAGUCUUGCGGAGUUGGAGAGCUACGAGCGAAGUGUCGCAUCGUUGCCUUGGGCCACCUUGACCCAGACCUUGCAGAGAUCAAUAGGCCCUCAGGAACUCCAGGAAGAGUCAGCGAGCACAUGAUCUUCGUCAUGAUGACUGCAGGCUUCAACCGUGAGCUUUUUGGCACCAAGCACGGUUGGAAAGCAUGGUCCGCAGAUGCUGCAACAGCUUUCCUCCAAGGAAAACAAGCGCGACGGCUACCAAUUUUCCUCAAGCCACCCAAUGAUGGAUUGAUCCAGCUCACCAACCACUGGAAAGCCAAGCUGUACCGCGUCAGAGGUAACAUUUAUGGACUCGCUGACGCACCAGCGACAUGGUCGAAAGAAGUGAUUGGACGAUUGACUGGAGCUCAAUACCGACAGCACAGUUUUGAUCAACAGGUCUUUUACAAGGUCGUCAAUGCAGAGAUUGUUUCAAUCAUCCUGGUCUACGUUGACGACUUCAUUGGCCUUUUUAGAUCUGACUAUGACCUUGGCGAGAUUCAUGCACUGUUCCGCUGGGGAGCUGUCACAUACUUUGAGGAGAACAAGCCAGUGACCUUCAAAGGCAAGGAGUUAACAAUGAUCAAAAGGGAUGGAGGGUUCCAAUUGAAAAUCACCAUGACCAGUUUCAUAGAUAGCUUAGAUGUAGGGGUUAUCAAAAAGGGUCGUUUGCAACAAAACCCUGCUUUGACACUGGACGAGCAGAAAGAGCUGAGAAGCGUCUCUGGAUGCUUGCAAUGGGUCUCUACGCAGUGCCGACCCGAAGUCUCUGCGAUCGUGAGCCUCACUGGACAUGGAGCUGAAGCCACCAUCACUGAUCUGCGCAACCUCUAUGCCAUCAUCAAAUACUUGAAGCAGACACCUGAUGACGGACUUAUCCUGCCAGACAUUCCAUUUGAUGAGAACACCGUAGUUUUAGCCUAUAGUGAUUCAUCAUGGGCAAACGCCCGCAAGUCCGGUAGUCAGAUUGGAGUCAUCAUUUGUUUAACCACGGAAAGUGCAGCGCACAUUCCGGCUCCAGCUUCCAUAGUAGAUUGGCGUUCAUGUAGGUCACCGCGAGUUUGCAGGUCAACACUAGCUGCAGAAGCAACGGCAGCCAACGAAGCAGCUGACAGAGCUGCAUGUGUUAGCAUGUUUGCUAGUGAGUUUGUUUUUCAAGAAGCGGCUCAUCGUGUAGGAGCCAGACUUGCAAUUGUAGCUGCUGUAGAUGCAAAGAGCCUUUACGAUGCCUUGCUUUCUCCUGCCCCAAAUUUGAACGACAAGCGCACUUUGGUGAGUGUACGGGCAGUGCCGGAAACUUUGGCAAGCAACGAUGUCAAGUGGGUUCCAACAAGAUUCCAGUUUAGCGAUGGACUUACCAAGGUCGAUCCCAAUCUCACGCUGUUGUUUCGACAGUGGCUUCAACAGCCUGUGGCAAUCUUGAAGGAAUCACCAGAGAGCAUCAUUUGGGAACAAAAGGAAGUGGACCUGACCCCACUUUGGCAUGGCAGCCUGCCAUGCUUGAACUCAGGGAUCCCACUCAGGAGAGCUCUCUUGCGAAAGACGAGAGCAACUAGGGUGGCCGAUUUGCUCCCUGGGCAGAAGUGUGCGUUCUGGAGGUGGCAAAGACGUGGACCCAAGAAGAGAGGUUCAUGGAUCAUUGGACGGUUCCUUUCUUGGGAUCCCUCCUACGUUGGCAAACAAGCAUGGAUCCGAACAGGUUCUACAACAACUUUGGUGACCGCCGAGCAACUCAGAGCAGCCUUUGGCUUUGAGCAGUGGUCACCCGAUGAACAAGAUGUUCAAGCCCUUAAAGACGCAUCGAGUAGCUUCAACAAGCAGAUCAUGGACGAACGUGGACCACAACCCACAGAACAAGAGCUUCAUCCACUACCAGAAGAUCAAGAACUUCAAGCUCUCGAUGACCCUUACCCAAUGACACCAGCUAUGAUGGUUCCAGCGACCCCUGAACCACAAGCUGGACAACCUCCACAACAACCUGAAGAGCUACCACCGCCACAGCGACAGCCUCAGACACCCUCUCAAAGAGGACGUGCCAUGUCCGAGCAGCCACAGCAGAAUGUACAGGCACCUUUACAGGAUCAACAUGAUCCAGCACAACGGAGCCAACAUGGCUCAGCACAGCAGUCUCUUGAACAACAAGAGCAACACGGUGCUGCCCAGCAGCAACCAAGCACACCGGCGGCAUCAACAGGAACACAAGCACAGUCUCACACCGGCAUUUUGCCACCUGUCCCUACCGUGGACGCAGACACACAGGCAUCAGCAUCAUCACAGCAGCAGCAGCAUGGUAUCCCCUUCCAUGACGAUACCAGCCUUGGCAUUCAGCAACCAUUCAUCGACCCCACAGAGGUGAUUGCGAUUGCCGAUGACGAUGAGCCACAGCCACCACCAACAAAGCAGCCAAGAACACAACAUACCUUGAUGGUCAAGUUAUCCAACGUGGUGAUGUACGUCGACUGCGAUGGCAACAUCAAACGUCUCCGACGACCACAGGAUCCAACAACUUGGCAAUGCUUUGGCUCAAAGUCAAAUACAUGCUACAAGGCCUACCUUACGACAGAACAGAGAAAAGAGGACGUGAAAACUUUGGGAAAGGAUCCACAAGAUCCUGAUACAUCAGACGACUCAGACGAGUCAGAAGCUGAAGUCCCAAAGACCACUACCAGCAGAACACCAUCCUCUUCAAUGACCGCACCACUUUACAAACAGGGACUGACCAGACAAGAGCUCAAAGCGAUGGACCGAGAGAUUCCUUGGCGCUCCAUCUUGUCUAUGCCAGAGCCCUAUGUGGAAAAGUUCAUUGAGGCAGUCAACAAAGAAGCGGCAUCAUGGUCAGAAUGGCAGUCAGUUGAGCCUCUUAGUGACCAACAAGCUCAAAAGAUCUACGAGACGAUGACAAGGAGAUGA